Neomonachus schauinslandi (Hawaiian monk seal) is the source of this 2053-nucleotide messenger RNA. Its product is annotated as cytochrome P450 3A12-like. Lineage: Eukaryota; Metazoa; Chordata; Mammalia; Carnivora; Phocidae. Gene Ontology annotation, biological process: oxidative demethylation; steroid metabolic process. The record is from RefSeq and is a predicted model, not a curated record. The transcript is spliced from 14 exons. The coding region runs from base 93 to 1604 and encodes 503 amino acids. Gene Ontology annotation, molecular function: iron ion binding; heme binding; oxidoreductase activity, acting on paired donors, with incorporation or reduction of molecular oxygen, reduced flavin or flavoprotein as one donor, and incorporation of one atom of oxygen.
GGUGGGAAGGGAAGCUCCGCACACACAGGCAAGCAAAGACUAGCACACACUGCUGAACGACAGUAGAGAGAAUUCAUAGAGGAAAAGUGGCCAUGGACCUGAUCCCAAGCUUUUCCAUGGAAACCUGGCUUCUCCUGGCUAUCAGCCUGGUGUUCCUCUACCUAUAUGGGACCUCCACACAUGGACUUUUUAAGAAGCUGGGAAUUCCUGGGCCAACACCUCUGCCUUUUGUGGGAACUGCUCUGGCCUACCGUAAGGGUUUUUCUGGUUUUGACGAGAAAUGUUUUAGAAAGUAUGGAAGAUUUUGGGGGUUUUAUGAUGGGCAACAGCCUGUGUUGGCUAUCACGGAUCCGGACAUGAUCAAAACAGUACUAGUGAAAGAAUGUUAUUCUGUCUUCACAAACCGGCGGUUUCUUGGUCCAGUGGGAUUUAUGAAAAAUUCCAUUGCUCUGUCUGAGGAUGAAGAAUGGAAGAGAAUACGAACAUUGCUGUCUCCAACCUUCACCAGUGGAAAGAUGAAAGAGAUGUUCUCCAUCAUUGGCCAGUAUGGAGAUGUGUUGGUGAGGAACCUGAGGAAGGAGGCAGAGAAAGGCAAACCCAUCAACUUGAAAGACAUCUUUGGGGCCUACAGCAUGGAUGUGAUUACCAGCACAUCAUUUGGAGUGAACACUGAUUCCCUCAACAACCCACAGGAUCCCUUUGUGGAAAAUGCCAAGAAGCUCUUCAGAUUUGAGUUCUUUGAUCCACUUUUGUUCUUAAUAGUACUCUUUCCAUUCCUUACCCCAGUUUUUGAAAUACUAAAUAUCUGUGUGUUUCCGAAGAGUGUUACUGAUUUUUUCACAAAAUCUGUAAAAAGGAUGAAGGAAUGUCGCCUCAAAGAUGAACAAAAGCACCGAUUGGAUUUUCUCCAACUGAUGAUUAACUCCCAGAAUUCUAAAGAAACAGACACCCAUAAAGCUCUGUCUGAUCUGGAGCUCGUGGCCCAAUCUAUGACCUUUCUUUUUGCUGGCUACGAGCCCACUAGCACUGCUCUUUCCUUCUUUGCAUAUGCAUUGGCCACUCACCCUGAUGUCCAGCAGAAACUGCAGGAGGAGAUUGAUGCGACUUUCCCCAAUCAGGCCCUGCCCACUUACAAUGACCUUGUACAGAUGGAGUAUCUGGACAUGGUGUUGCAUGAAAGUUUCAGAUUAUACCCAGUCACUGGUAGACUUGAGAGGAUAUGUAAGAAAGAUGUGGAAAUCCAUGGUGUGUUCAUUCCCAAAGGGACAGUGGUGAUGGUGCCGGUCUUUACUCUUCACCAAGACCUGGAUCUCUGGCCAGAGGCUGAGGAGUUCCGUCCUGAAAGGUUCAGUAAGAAGAACAAGGACAGCAUAAAUCCUUAUACAUACCUACCUUUUGGAACUGGACCCCGAAACUGCAUUGGAAUGAGGUUUGCGAUCAUGAACAUGAAACUUGCCCUGGUCAGAGUCCUGCAGAACUUCUCCUUCAAACCUUGUAAAGAAACACAGAUCCACCUGAGAAUGAGCACUCAAGGGAUUAUUAAAACAGAAAAACCCAUUAUUCUCAAGGUUGAGCCAAGAGAUGGGAGUGUGGACAGAGCCUGACUUUCUCUAAGGACUUCCCCUUUGUUCUUCAAGAAGCUGUGUCCCAGGAUCAUCAGAGACCUCAAUUUUCUUUGUGAGUAAAACCCAGAAAUGAAGAUGGCCUUCAUGUACUGCCCAUGAUGGAUGACUAGGGAUUCCAUACAUUCAUUUGGCUUUUUUGGUGUCUGUGUGGAGCAUUAUAGAUUGUGGAGAGUGAAGGAGGUGGUAAUAAUUGCCGGAGAUGUAGACUCAGCCUGUCUGGUUCACACAGACUACCCCCAGUUAGUACCAACUUCUCCCCUGAGCACCGAUCAAGAAUAAAACUUUCUCAACAAUUUUAUCAACAAACUUUAAUGAAAACAAGAAUUAGUGUCAUGACUGUGCUAGUGACAUUUAUAUCAUAUGCCUUACUUUGAAUAUUUUACAUUAACUAUCACACUGAGCCAGUCAAUCAACACCUCUUUACAAAA